This is a messenger RNA of Fusarium falciforme, 450 nucleotides long. RefSeq lists its product as hypothetical. The record is from RefSeq and is a predicted model, not a curated record. Bases 1 to 450 code for a protein of 149 amino acids. The transcript has a single exon. Lineage: Eukaryota; Fungi; Ascomycota; Sordariomycetes; Hypocreales; Nectriaceae.
AUGUGCCAGUACUCACAAUCCGUCUUCAGCUGCUACCACAAGCGCUGGGGUCUCCGAAUCAAGCUUUGCAAAGAGGCCGAAGAUUUCAUCGCCGGAAAGACUGAAUGCGACUGUGGUAUCCAAAUGCCUUACCCGCCGACAUCACGGAAGUUGCAGUGCAGUUGCAGAGAGUGUGGCCCGAUUGAUGAGAAGAUUGCUAAGGCGAGGAAGAUGAUUGGGAGUAUCCGAGAGACCUUGGAGGAGGUCGAGAGGAAAACGGAAGAGGAGAAGAAGGAGAGUGUUAAUCACGGUGAAGAUGAUGAGAGUCACGAGGAGGAAGAGAAGGAGGUUGCAAGCCAAGGCCAAAACGACGAGAACAGUCAAUGCGAGAAGAGUCAACAGACAACAGAGGAAAUGGAACCAAGAAAUGAAGAGGACCAACAACAUGGUAUAAGCCAACCUCCGAUCUAG